Drosophila bipectinata is the source of this 1957-nucleotide messenger RNA. RefSeq names its product phosphoglucomutase 3-like protein nst (gene nst). The record is from RefSeq and is a predicted model, not a curated record. Gene Ontology annotation, biological process: carbohydrate metabolic process; UDP-N-acetylglucosamine biosynthetic process. NCBI's taxonomy places the organism in Eukaryota, Metazoa, Arthropoda, Insecta, Diptera, Drosophilidae. Gene Ontology annotation, molecular function: phosphoacetylglucosamine mutase activity; magnesium ion binding.
GUCCAUCUCUACUUACUAUCACACAGUGGAAUUCGUAAUUUCGAAAGUGCUCCGGAAAAACCGGACCUCCACCUUGAUUUUGGACCAAUUGGCGCUCGCUAAAAGUCUUGCAAAAUGUCGAUCAAUCUGCGCACCGUUUACGCCUUUGCCCGGGAAAUGUACCCCAAGGUUUCUACGGAACACGUUCAAUAUGGAACAGCUGGUUUUCGCGGCAAAGCCGAAUUCCUGGACAGCGUCAUGUUCCGCAUGGGAGUCCUUGCCACUUUGCGCUCUCGGUUUCGCGGAGGAGCUGUUAUCGGUGUAAUGAUAACAGCAUCGCACAAUCCGGAGCCAGAUAACGGAGUAAAGCUAGUCGACCCAAAGGGUGAAAUGUUGGAGGCCAGCUGGGAGUCAAUAGCCACCGACCUAGUCAAUGUCAGUGAUCAGGAACUGGAGCAACAGGUGGCCAAGAUUAUCAAAGAGAACAACAUCGACGUAACGACGAGUUCCCAGGUGUUUGUGGGCAUGGACAACCGAUACCACAGUCCUCGAUUGCUAAAAGCAGUUGCCGAUGGAGUGAUAGCCCUGAAAGGAAACGUCAAGGAGUAUGGAAUCGUGACCACGCCCAUGCUGCACUAUUUCGUGGUGGCGGCAAACACAAAGGAGGCCUACGGAAAGCCCACGGAGGAGGGCUACUACGAAAAGCUAAUCACUGCCUUUGAAUUGUUGCGAAACGGGCGACUGGAGAAUGGAAACUAUAAGAAUAACAUUAUCUUCGACGGCGCCAAUGGAGUGGGUGCCCGUAAAAUGUUGCAAUUCCUGAAGCGCAUGAAAAAUUCAUUGAAUCUGACAGUCAUAAACCAGGGCAUCGGGCCCGGAAAGAUCAACGACGAGUGCGGUGCGGACUACGUCAAGGUUCAGCAGCGGCCGCCGAAAUCCAUGCCAGAGGUUGAACCCUUCACGCGCUGCGUUAGCGUGGACGGCGAUGCCGACCGGGUAGUGUACUUCUUCAGCAACGACAAGGGGGAGUUCCAGCUUUUGGAUGGCGAUCGCAUCGCCACUUUGGUAGCUGGUUUCCUAAUGGAACUGGUCACACAAGCCGAAAUCGAUUUGAGGCUGGGACUCGUGCAAACAGCCUACGCAAACGGAGCAUCCACGGACUACAUAGUGGACGAGCUGAAGUUCCCCGUUUCUUGUGUUCCCACAGGGGUAAAGCACCUUCAUCACAAGGCUUUGGAGUACGAUAUUGGGGUUUACUUCGAGGCCAAUGGCCAUGGAACGAUUGUGUUCAGCGAAAACGCGAAAGCCACAAUUGCCAAGGCAUCCGAGUCGAAACCCAGUGCGAAGACGUUGCUGCUCCUCAUUGAUUUAAUCAACGAGACCGUAGGAGAUGCCAUCUCCGACAUGCUUCUAGUUGAGACGAUACUGAACCAUAAAGGAUGGGACGUUAAAGACUGGAUUGCCAGCUACAAUGACCUGCCUAACCGACAGCUGAAGGUUAAGGUACAGGAUCGGAACGUAAUCGAGACGACGGACGCGGAGCGUGUGUGUGUUAAGCCUGAGGGUCUGCAGGCGGAAAUUAAUAAGGUGGUGGCCAACUAUAAGCGGGGACGUGCCUUUGUCCGGCCCUCAGGCACCGAGGAUGUAGUGCGAGUCUACGCAGAGGCUGUUACCAAGGAGGAUACGGAUAACCUUGCCUAUGAAGUAGGAAUUCUAGUCCAGAAACUGGCCGGCGGAGUCGGACCGGAGUUGGCGAAACCAAGCAGUGCCCAUCUUUAAUGGAAAACGCCCCAACCUCAAGGGAACGAUCUGACACAGGUCUUGAGCAAUAAAUCUCUGUACUUUAAGGUGCUCAAUAACUUACGUGAAUUGUACUUGCCUAAUGCAUUUAUACUGUAAUUGUUUACUGUCUUCUGUGUUCUAAAGAUGUGUUCUAAAAUGUGUUUUACCAAUAAAUUUAAUGCCUUUUUUUAAACAA